CUUUUUUCUUCUGUGGUGAAGUCGUUAGGGAUACAGCGUAACUGAGGCGCAUCUCUAGCCAAAUAAAGCUGAAACAAAUUUAGCUAAGGAUUGAUCUCAACAUUUCUAUAGAGCUGCUGCCAGAAUGGACCUGCUGCCUGACAUAUGGAAGCAGGACUAUUGGCUUCCUCCAGGUGUGACCUGGAGAGACGUGGAACAGCUGGCAGACUCUGACAGACCACGACCCCUUGACCUUCUCAUAGCUCUGCCCCUCGCGCUGGGCUUUGUUGCCCUACGCUACUUGUUUGAGAGGUUUUUUGCUCCACCCAUGGGCAGAUGUUUGGGGGUGAAGAAUAGGCAACAAGUGACUGCUGCCAAUUCCCCAAAGCUAGAGGCGUUUUACACCCAGAGGAGCAGACAGCCGACACAGAGUGAAAUUGUUAGUUUGACGGCGCUGUGUUGCAAAACCCAGAGGCAGAUUGAGACGUGGUUCAGACUUCGCAGGAACCAGGACAGGCCCUGUCAAACCAAGAAGUUUGGUGAAGCUGCCUGGAGGUUCUUUUUCUACCUCGCAGCCUUCAUGGCUGGACUGGCCUGUUUGAUUGAUAGACCGUGGUUCUGGGACCGAAGGGAAUGUUGGAAGCAAUAUCCAGUUCAGUCCAUGGAGAGAGCUCAUUACUGGUACUACAUGCUAGAGUUGGGGUUUUAUGGCUCUUUGCUCCUCCGGAUCUCUGUGGACAUCAAGAGGAAGGAUUUUAAAGAACAGGUGAUCCACCAUCUGGCCACCAUCUUCCUGCUCAGCUUCUCCUACUGUGCCAACUACAUUCGCAUCGGCACCUUGGUCAUGCUGCUUCAUGACUCCUCUGACAUCCUGCUCGAGUCUGCCAAGAUGUUCAACUACGGCACUGGCUGGAGGAAAACUUGUGACACGCUGUUCGUUGUGUUUACUGUGGCCUUCCUUGUGACUCGGCUGGUGAUAUUCCCCAGCAAGAUCAUACAUACCACCCUGGUACUGUCGAUGGAGGUGUUUGAACCUUUUGCCGGUUACUACUUUUUCAACGUCCUGCUGAUGGUGCUGCAGGCUCUUCACAUCUUCUGGGCUGGCUUAAUCUUACGCAUGGUUUAUAAAUUCCUGAAAGGCAAACUGGAAAAAGAUGAGCGCAGUGAUGAAGAGAGCGAGGUUGAAGAGGAAGAGGACAAUAAAGGAGAAAAGGAAAAUGUGGAUCAAGGAGGAGAUUGUUGUUGGGAGAAAAGUAAAAACACCCUGAACUCCCAACUGUCUAUGCUGACCAACAGUUGUGUCCUAAAUAACUUGACCAACCACAGGGCAUCUGUAGCCGACAGGAUGCGUAAAGCUCAGUAAAGUCUUGAUGAUUCAUUUUUACAAGUCCCAGUUCUUGUAUGCCAGAAUUAAAACAGCCGUGGUUUGCAUAUUGAGGGAUCUGAUCCUUGACUAUCUUCAUUACAAUUCCUGUAUGCUGAUGCCACCGUGUCUCACUUUUAUGCAGAGUAGAAUUAUACAAGUGAAGUGGUGGGGGGUUCAUCAUUAGUCUUUGUAAAAAUACACUGAUAGCAGAGGAUAGUUUCGAUCUACCGACCUCUGGGUUAUGGGCCCAGCACGCUUCCGCUGCGCCACUCUGCUACACACUCAACAUGGGACUCAAACCCUCAAUCCCUGGCUUAGCAGGCCUUAUCUAUUAGGCCACUGGGGCAGUUCGAGGAGUUCUAUUGUUCACUGAGAGUAACACAGUAUAGUAUAUACACACGCAGUAUGCACAAUAAUCAUUAAUGAGUCCCUUUUCUAUGGACAGGGAUGGUAGUCUGUGUGUGAAGUAAAAUCAGAGUCAUGAAAGUGUUCAGUCCAUGCCUGAUGGAUGUUUUUCUUACUCAUAGCCUACGCUGCUGUUUACACUGUUUGUAAUACAACAAGUUCACAAAGCACUAGUUUUUAAACACAGUUUUUCAUUUUAAUUUAAAUGUAAAGAGUUUGUGCUCUACAGCAACUCAAAAGAGAUGUAAACUUAGAUAGCUGAUGUAAGACCCAGUAUAGGCAGUAGUGGUUGUUUAGUGGCGUAAAAUAAUACAUUUGUUACACAACAUGCAGUAGAUAUUUUAAAUCAUAAAAUAAAGUCAUACUUUACUUACUUUUACUCUUUCCAGUAUUUCUCUUGGGAUGAUUUAAGACAUUAACAUAGUUUUUAUAUGUUUUUAUCUUGUUCAGUCCAUGUACAUCAUUAGACAGGUUCUUUAAGUGUUUACUUAACUUUUACUUUUUUACAGUUUACAGCAAAAAAGAUAAUCUGUUAUAAAUGCAACCUUUUGUAUUUCAAAAGCUAUAUUUUAUUUAUUGUUUUAGAAUAAUAACUCUUUUUGUGCCUCACUGUUAAACGGUUUAUAUUAUAUUGAUACUGCUAACCUGUUUUGUUUUUUUAAAUGCAUCUGCAUAUAUUGUAUAUAUUUUGGAU
Cottoperca gobio is the source of this 2444-nucleotide messenger RNA. Its product is annotated as ceramide synthase 2-like. The transcript is spliced from 11 exons. Lineage: Eukaryota; Metazoa; Chordata; Actinopteri; Perciformes; Bovichtidae. Gene Ontology annotation, molecular function: sphingosine N-acyltransferase activity; DNA binding. Gene Ontology annotation, biological process: ceramide biosynthetic process. The record is from RefSeq and is a predicted model, not a curated record. Gene Ontology annotation, cellular component: membrane. Bases 125 to 1342 code for a protein of 405 amino acids.